AUGUAUCGGAAGUUGUCUAAGUUAGAACACUCGGAAAUAAAACAACUUCUUACAGAAGCUAACAUAGAUGUUGCAAAACAUUACGCGACAAACAAAAAAUCACUCGCUGACAUCCUCAAUGACUACAAUGGUGAAAUAACUUAUGAUAGAAUUCAUGAGUUCAUAAAUGCAAGAGCAUUUCCUUUAAAUGACGUUGCUAUUGACUUAUAUCAUAGACGUUCAGUACCUCAUGAAGUAAGAAGAGAAAUGUUUGACAUAACAAAUGCAAACGUUGGUCAUACUCGUAAAGCUCUUUCGCAUGAUGUUCGUCAAGAGAUGUUUGAACUUACGAACUCAAACGUUGGUGAAACACGAAAGAGAGACGACACACUGAAACAACAGAGAAGAGAGAUGUUUAAAAGUGCUAUAGAACAAGUUCGCAAAGCUAAUAAUGUCAUUCGUUCCAUUGACGACAAACCAAAAGAAGGUGAGAGAUGGUUAAAGAAAGAUGAAGAGAAUAGGAAGAGAAAUGUGAAGUCAGGCAAUAGACUCAUUGACUUUAACAUCGAAGCUUUAGAUGAACCAAACAGAGACUACUUACACAAACAUUUCGGUAAG
Molecule: messenger RNA, 597 nt
Organism: Trichomonas vaginalis G3
Lineage: Eukaryota; Parabasalia; Trichomonadida; Trichomonadidae
Product: organellar and viral DNA polymerase type B
Exons: 1
Source: RefSeq, a predicted model, not a curated record